AUGCACGUCUUCGUGACUGGAGCCACCGGCUUCAUCGGCAGAGCAGUUGUCGACGAGCUCAUAACCGCCGGCCACACGGUCACAGGUCUCGCCCGCUCCGACGAAGCCGCCGCUGCCCUGACAGCGAAAGGCAUCAGAGUACUCCGCGGUUCCUUUCGAGACCUUGAGAUCGUCAAGCAAGGAGCCAGCGAGGCUGACGGCGUGAUCAAUCUUGCAUUCGACCACGACUUCAGCAAGUAUGCACAGAACUGCCUUGACGAGAAAGAGACCAUCGAAGCUAUAGGCUCAGUCCUGGUAGGAACCAACAAGCCUCUGGUCACCACCACUGGCACCUUGGGGCUCACCAAGGGUAAAGUCAGCACCGAAGACGAAGUCAUUGAUUACGAACAACCAAUGAACAUCCGCGCUCAGAAUGAGAAGGUCGUUUCCGAGCUUGCUCGGCAAAACGUGCGUGCUUGUGUCAUCCGUCUGCCGCCUACUGUACACGGCGAUGAGGACCACGCGUUCAUCAAUAGGCUCGCUGCUCUGGCCCAUUCGCAGGGUAAUGCCAUCUACAUCGAUGCGGGACUAAACCGCUGGCCUGCUGUUCAUCGUCAUGAUGCUGCUCGGCUCUACCGACUUGCCCUAGAGAAUGGUGUUGCUGGAAGCAAGUACCAUGCUGUGGGUGAGGAGGGUAUCGCCAUGAAAGAUAUUGCUGAAGCCAUUGGUCAUAAUCUGGGUCUCCCUGCUGUCUCCAAGACUCUUGACGAAGCGGGAAGCCUUGACAGCUUCAUCUCUUUUGUUAUGAGCAUAGAUAACCCGACUUCAAGUAAGAAGACCCAGGAACUCCUUCGCUGGAAGCCACUUGGCCGGAAGCUUUUGGAUGAUAUCAAGGCCGGAGUUUAUGCCCAGAAGUGA
This is a messenger RNA of Penicillium samsonianum, 897 nucleotides long. Its product is annotated as SDR family oxidoreductase. The transcript has a single exon. NCBI's taxonomy places the organism in Eukaryota, Fungi, Ascomycota, Eurotiomycetes, Eurotiales, Aspergillaceae. The record is from RefSeq and is a predicted model, not a curated record. Bases 1 to 897 code for a protein of 298 amino acids.